Messenger RNA from Camelus dromedarius (Arabian camel), 5117 nucleotides. Its product is annotated as cytochrome c oxidase subunit 6C-like. The coding region runs from base 4134 to 4340 and encodes 68 amino acids. The transcript has a single exon. Lineage: Eukaryota; Metazoa; Chordata; Mammalia; Artiodactyla; Camelidae. The record is from RefSeq and is a predicted model, not a curated record.
CGGGAGCCUUGCCUUAGCCCAGGGAAAGCUCUGAUGAAAGGGGGGCUUUCUGACCUAAGUGUUUAGACACUUUUUAUCCUCUUCUUCCUGGUAGCUAUCAUCCCCUUUUAGUUGGUACUCUUUAUUUAUUUGGAUAUUUCCAGUCUCUCCUUUCACAUGGAUGUUUAAAUCUCUGCCAGGUUAGAAGCUGGAAAUGUUUGCCUUCUAAAUAUAGUAAUUAUUUUUUUAAUUGAAUUACAGUUGGUUCACAAUGUUGUGUUAAUUUCUGGUGUCCAGCAUAGUGAUUCAGUUAUACAUGUAUAUGUAUAUUCCUUUUUUAUAUUCUUUUUCAUUAUAGGCUAUUGCAAGGUACUGAAUAUAGUUUCCUGUGCUAUAUAAGACCUUGUUGUUUAUCUGUUUUACAUAUAGUAGUUAGUAUCUGCAAAUCCCAAACUCCCAAUUUAUACCUCCACCCCUCCCUUCCCCCCUGGUAACCAUAAGUUUCUUUCCUAUGUCUGCAAGUCUAUUUUCGGUUUGUAAAUAAAUUCACUUGUGUCAUUUUUUUUUUUUUUAGAUUCCACAUAUAAGUGAUAUCAUGUGGUAUUUUUCUUUCUCUUUCUGGCUUACUUCACUUAGUAUGACAAUCUCCAGGUCCAUCUGUCUUGCUGCAAAUGGCAUUAUUUCAUUCUUUUUUAUGGCUGAGUAGUACUCCAUUUAUGUACAUACCACAUCUUCUUUAUCCAGUCAUCUGUUGAUGGACAUUUAAGUUGCUUCCAUGUCUUGUCUAUUGUAAGGAGCACUGCUAUGAACAUUGGGGUGCAUGUAGCUUUUGAAUUAGAGCUUCCUCUGUUUAUAAGCCCAGGAGUGGGACUGCUGGAUCAUAUGGUAAGUCUUUUUUUUUUUUUUUUUUUUUAGUUUUUUAAGGAACCUCCAUACUGUUUUCCAUAAUGACUGCACCAAACUACAUUCCCACCAACAGUGUGAGAGGGUUCCUUUUUCUCCACACCCUCUUCAGCAUUUAUCAUUUGUCAUAAAUAUAGUAAUUAUCUCAUGUUGACCCCAGACAGAGAAAGAUUAUAUUUUUAAUGAACAGUUUUAAGAGCACAAUUUUCCACUUCUACCUGCUUACAAUGAAUGAUAAGCAACUGAAUCAGUCCUCCAGAACCCCACCCAGGGCCAGCUGAGAUCUGCUAGAAAUAUGAGAAAGCAUAAUAGUUCUCCUGGAUUGCUGUUCUUUACCAGGCACUGGACUUCUAGGAGUCCUAACAUGACGUGGGAGUGAUGAGAAAUGAUUCCUGACCCUCAAAGUCCCCCAUUGCUGGGAUUUUGCUUCUUGAGGAAGCCAGAAGGAUCUCAGGAAUAUGAAGUCAAAACUAAGUACCCGAGAAGAUGGUGUUGCCUGCCCAGAACACUUCAAAUCAGGAUUUGACCUGUGAAUUAAAUAUUCUGAAUCCUACUCACAGCUUGGAGAGAUGUAAUUAUUAGGUGAUUUGAGCUGCAGAGUUUGUAACUAUGUCUGCAAGGAAGGCAUCUGGGAACUUGUUUCUGUUGCUGUGUAAUGUGUGAGGUCACUUUAUUUUGCAGAGCUGAAAUAUGGCUAACUAUAAGUAAAACAGUUUUAAGAUUCAAGGAUGACCAUAAAUGAAGCUAUGGGAAAAUAUAUCUGUAACAUAUAAUGCAGGAUUAAUAUUCCUAUAUAAAGAACAUCUAAAAGUUACUGAGAAAAAGGAGAAAAAUCCAAAAAGAAAGCUGGACAAAAAAAAAACCAUGAGUUUCAUGAAAGAUGAAAUACAAAUGGACAAUAAGUACGUAGAAUGUUUAAUCUCAAUAUACAGUGCAUUGCAAAUAAAAACAAAUCAUUUUUCACCUAAUACCUUAACAAAGUUUAAAGAGAUCAUAAACAGCAUUGAGAAAGUCUUAGGAAAAUUCGCCAUCUCUUAUGGAAGGACUGUAAACUGGUCUAACCUUCCCAGAAGGCAACUUGGCAAUCAAUGUUUGAAAAAUAAACGAUACCUCUUAUUUAGCUAUUUACAUGUUUAAGAAUUUCUUAAGGGAAAGUAAUGAGAUAAAAGUGCACUAAUCCACAGAAUGGAGGAAAAUAUUUGCAGCUCAUAUCUGAUAAGGGUUUACUAUCCAGAAUAUAUGAAGAACCUCUACAACUCAAUAACAAAAAGACAAACAACCCAAUUAAAAAAUGACAAAGGAUUUGAAUAGACAUUUCUCCAAGGAAGAUAUAUAAGUCAACAAUCACAUGGAAAGUGCUCAACAUUGUUACCAAAACCACAGUGAGAUACCACUUCAUACCUACUUAGAUGGCAAUAAUUUUUUAAAAAUGGAAAAUAACAAAUGUUGGUGAGGAUGUGGCAAAAUUGGAACCGCAUGUAUUUCUGGUGUGAGUGUAAAAUGGUGCAGCCACUGUGGAAAAUGGUUUGGUGCCUCCUCAGAAAGUUAAACAUAGACUUACCAUAUGACCCAGCAAUUAUACGCCCAGGCAUAUACUCAAAAGAAAUGAAAAUGAGGACUUAAAUACAUACUCGUACAACAAUGAAAACAUUAUUCAUAAUAGCCAAAAGGUGGAAAUAACCUAAGGGUCCAUUAACAGAUGACCAGAUAAACAAAAUGUAGUGAAAAUGAAUGAAGGAAAAUGAAUGAAGUUUCUCAUACAUGGAUGAACUCUGGAAACAUGCUAAGUGAAAUAAACCAGACACAAAAGGACAAUACUGUAUGAUUCUACUUACAUGAAACAUUUAGAAUAGGUAAAUUCAUAGAGACACAAGGUAGAUUGGAGAUUACCAGGAGCUGGAGGAAGAAGGGAAUGGAAAGUUAUUGCUUAGUGGUUAUAAUAGAGUUUCUGUUUGGUUAUGAAAGGGUUUUGGAAAUAGACAAUGAUGAUGGUUAUACAACAAUGUGAAUGUAAUGAAUGCCACUGAAUUAUACACUUAAAAAUGGUUAAAAUAGCAACUUUCAUUUCAUAUAUAUAUGUAUUUUACCAUAAUAAAAAAUAUCUAUGAAAGAUUUGAACAAAAUCUUUUGAUGAAAUGUGAAAAAGUACCCUAAGUAUAUUUUCAUCAUAGCAUUAUUUAUAUUACUUUACAUUAUUUAUAUUUGCAUAAAUAAUAUGGUAUAUAUUUAUAUUAUAUAAUUUAUUAUAUGUUAUAUUUAUUUUUACUAACCAUUAGAAGAUGACUCAAAUAAAUUAUGGAAAAUUUAUAUAAUGUAAUAAUACUGUGCAGACACUAAAAUGAUGGGGUACAAAAAUACUGAUUGGCUUGGCGAAACAUCACAAUAAAUAUAUUUAUAUUACAUAUUUAUAUAUAUACACACAGUCACACACACACUCACACAACACUGGAAAACAUUAAAUUUAAAGACUACAUUGCCAUCGCUUCUUGGCCUUUUGGCUAAGAUCAAGGGAAGAAUAUAUUGCCCAUUCAAUACAAUUGUCAAAAGGAACAGAAUUAGAAAUAUAAAAUAUGUAAAUAAUAGAAAAAGACAGAAAUAAGAUAAAAAUGUAAGUCAUGAUAAUAAAUAAGCUCUUAGAUUAGGUUAAAAUAUAAAAUCCUACUCCAUGCUGUUUGUAAGGAGCAGUUGAGAUACAGUGAUAUGUAAAAAGCUUUAAAAAAAAAAAAAAAAAGGCCAGGGAAAAGGACAUUUGAAAUAAAUAAAAAAGGAGAAAUAAAUAAAAAAAAAGAACAAAUAAAAAGAAGAAAACAGGGGUUAUACUAUAAGUAAAAAGAAUAAUUUAAGGAGAUAAAGCAUUAAACAGGAAACAGUGGAUCACUCUAUGUUGAUAAAAGCAAUGAUUCACAACAAAGGUUAUAUUGUCACAAAACUUUAGAUGCCAAAUAGUAUUGUAUUCAAAUAUGUAAAUAAGAAACUUGAGGUUCCAAAAGAAGAUGUUGGAAAUACUAUACUAGAUAGAUUUUAACACAUCCUUAGCCUUUGGCAGAUCACUGAGGCAAAGUAUAAACGAGGAUGUAUUAAGACGGAUUUUAGUAGACAUAUAUUAAACUUUCAAUCCUAUAGAUAGACAUUCCAUCUUUUCUAGUGCCCCCUGAAGCGCCAACAAAAACUGAUCUAUAAAUUAGACCAUGAAAAAGUCUAUGUAGAAAUUAUAGAAGGACGUUGUUGAGCUCUCAAGGAGAGUAACUACCAUGACUUCCAGUGCUUUGACAAAGCCUCAGGUACGAGACCUUCUGGCCAAGCGUCUGCGAUUUUGUAUCCGUAGGAGUUGCAGCUUCUGUAAGUUUGAUGUGGCUGCACCAAGGAAGAAGGCACGUGCAGAUUUCUACAGAAAUUACGAUUCCAUGAAAGAUUUUGAGGAGAUGAGGAAGGCUGGUAUCUUUCAGAGUGCAAAGUGAUCUUGGAAUGGAAAGAAUUUCUUUGGGUUGACUUUAUCAUUUACCUGUGUUCCUGAACUAUAAAACUAUGAACUAUGAAUAUCUGGGUUAAGGAGUAGUUUCUCUUGAUCAAUAAACAAUUAACAAAUAAAAAAAAAGAAAAGAAAUUAUAGCACCUUUCUGGAGGACUAUUUUGCAACCCAUAUUAAAGAAAAUGCAUGAUCAUUAAUCUGGUCACUCCCAUUUUAUGAAAAUGUAUCCUGAAUAAGCCAUUAAGAAAAUGCACAAAAAUUUAUAAUAUGCUUAUUGCAGCAGUGUUUUAAUAAUAGUGAAAAAUUGGAAACAACAUAAAUACCCAGUGGGGAGCAGUGAUCAAAAAAUUAUUUUAUCUAUGUACAAUGGAAUACUCUGUAACCAUUGAAGAAUGGUGGUAUAGAGGAAUAUUUAAUAAAUUAAAAUAGGGAAAUAGGCCAUAUUAAUUUAAAAGAGCAGAAUACAGAAGAGUGCUAUUCUCACAGGCAUCUAUAUGCAUAGAAAAAAGUCUGGAAGGCUGUGCAAAAACCAAAAUGUGAGGAAUAGUAAUCUCUAAAUGUUCGAAUUAGGGAUGAUUUUUACAUUCUUCUUUUAUAUCUUUAUUUCCUACAUUGAACAGGUGUUCUUUUUGUAACAAAAAAUAACUAAUGUCAUUUUUUUUAAAUGCAGAAUCCAGGCAAGAUUGAAGGAGUUAACCUAGAUGACCUUGAGCUGUGUGUUCUAUUUUAAAACCCAUUUGUCUGACCCUAACUUUGCUUUCCUUGC